AUGAAAAAUCAGAAAAUAAGGAAAUUGCUAGGUACAGGCACAGCACUCCUCGCUUUCUUUAUCACAAGAUGCAGAGGGAGUAGAGAGGCUCUUAAUCAGGGAGAAGACAGUACUCCCGGGCCAUCAAAGAAAGAAAAAAGAGUAAAAAGUGGAAUAACCCGAGAAUAUCUUUCAUCUAUUGAGCCAUCUACUAAAACCAUGGAAGGCUCUCCCAUGGAAGACAGUCCUUUAAAUGCUUCAAAUGAAACAACAGAUCCGUCUGAGCUAUUUCAGCAGUAUGCUGCAGAGUCUAGUAAAGAAGAGCGCGCUUCAAGCCUGAUGGACACAAGUGCAGAAACUUCAAAGGGAAAAAAAAGAAAAAUAGACAAAGCUGAUGAAAUAGACGUUCUACAGGCUUUUUACAGUGAUCUUCAGGUCCAAAUAAACAAAAGAGCCCGAGGAAAUGACUCGUUGAAAGAAACAGAAGAUCUAUCUUGCCAGCAGUUAGAAAAAGAAAGCAUGAAAGAAAGCAAAGAGCAGUCCACCCAAGACAGUCCGGCACUGCUAUAUGAAAAGGAAAAAAUAAAAGAGCACGUGUUCAGACUGUGGAACAGCAAAAGAUUGAAAAACAUAACAAGAAAGGUCUAUAGAUCAAACCACAAAACAAUAUGCAUCUAUCCCACCUCUGAAGAAGCCAUGAUUAGAGAGGCAAAGUCCAAAUCCCAGCAAAUAAAGCUCAAAGAGUAUAUUGAAGAUUUUUUUGUUCAUAUUACUCCAUUGGUAAAAAAAGACGUUCUCUGGCUUUUCAUUGCAGGAAAAAGUCCAACUAUAAACAAAAGGUAUAAUGAUCUUCUAGGUCUGAGGGAGCUCUUCAAAGAUAGCAAGAAUCGUGCAUAUAUUAAAACAGUGGAGAGUCUUGAAGGUUACUAUCCCGGAAUAAUUGAUGAUCUGAUAGCAUAUGUAAAAGAGAAUCAGCCAAUGAGAACGACUUUGGAAAAUCCUCUAACCGCAUGGAACCAAACAGUGGGAGAUAUAUACAUGCAAAAACAUCUUGAUCUGAACUACUGCCUGAGCAAGGAGCAGGAAGACCUCAUCCAGUUAGAGAAGAAGUAUCAUGCAUUGGCCUAUGCAGUGCGCAUGAUCAUGAUACUGCCUGAAGUCUACCAAGACUUCUCCGGCAUUACCGAGGAUUUUAUAGAAAGACAUAGCACCUCUAAUGACCCAGAUGUAAACCAAGAGAACAGACAGAUUUUACUAGGCAUGCACAAACUGGUGGGUGCGCACAGAGCAAAAAAACAAAGCAAGAAAAUGUACAUUGACUUUUACAACACUCUUAAAAGUACGCAUAUGGGGAGAGGAAUAGAAGAAUCCACAGCUGCUGAACUGUAUAGAGAGAUAUACACUCUUCUUGCCAAGUUCUAUGAAAAUGCGGAAGUGGUUGACAAAAAGGCUAACUAUAUUCUAGCAGGAAAGUGUGUAAUAAAGAGCCAGAAGUGCAUGAAGUGUGAGAUGACAGUAACCAUGGCACCUGAAGACCAGGAUAAAAGAGUGGCAAUCUCUAGGUAUUCACUUGAGAAGCACAGCUGGAGUGUUGCACCAAGCGUGAAUGCACACUACCACGUGUACUAUGUGGACAACGCAUUGGGCCAAAUUAAGAUGCUCUGCAUGCCCAUAUAUAAGGAGGAUGGCAGCGAAGAAGAGCACUAUCUACACACAGUCAGCAAGAUAGUAGAGUACAUAAAGACACUGUAUGGAAUAGAGAAGUAUGCAGAUGUUAUUCACCCCUUCAAAGUGAACAAAAAAAGCAGAAAGUGGUCGUACAUCAAAGAAAAAGAAGAGAGAAACAAAACAGUGAAAGAGCUGGGAGAGUGCGAGCUGGUAUUCUACCACAUCAGGCACAGCCUGGAGGAAAAGUUUACGUUCACAGAGUUUAGGCCUAAGUACCUUCAUGAAAAGGGAAGUAUUUGUGUGCCACUGUUUCUUACUCCUUUGAUGCGGUCUGCUGUAGAGCUGGGGCCUUUUACCAAAAAAGGACAUCAUGAAGAGAUAAAGCUGACAGAUCUUGAAAAUAGAGAACCUGAUGUGUAUGACUAUAAUAAAAAGUAUAAGGGAAAGGAAUAUACAGAUGUGCAGGGAUAUUACAAAAACCUGUACAUACUACCAGAUGCACAGAAGAAGAAAAAUUUCAGCUGCUACGUUAUGAACUGCAGCUCUAGUAAAACAUCAGAUGGUACCGUUGAGGCCGUGUGGUAUGUGAGGGUGCCAAGCAGUGUAGACGAGUACACGCACUGCAUAGUUGAUAAAGAUCACAAAGAAAAAAGAAGUAAACAAAAGUUCAAUGAGCUUGUUGCAGCAAUAGAGUCAAGAGAGUACAACAAAGAUAGCGAACUGCAGGGAUUCUGGCUGUUGUGUGGUGAUGAAAGAGGCAGUAUAUCUGUAGGAAGAAUGUCUACAAUAUACACAUGGAUAGUAGACAAUAGCCAAGAUUUGAAAAACGGGAGCAGAAAUAGUCUGAAGAGUCUUAGGUUAAGAAUAGAUCAUGAAAAAAGAAGAUUUGAAGAAGCAGAAAAAAAACAAAGAAGCUUAGGCUCGCUGAGCACAGAGAAUGACACAGAAGAGAAAAGACUGGAAAAGAGAGUGGCAAUUUCUACAAAAAGCGAUGCAAAGAAAAAGCUAGAAAUACUCUGCAAAGAGUUCUCCAAAAAGCCAGAGUUUCUGGAAACAGAGUUUUUUGUGUUCCGAAAUGCCAACCGCAGUAAGUCCAACAUGCAUGCACACAACGAGCUACUUGAUAUUUUUAUCAUGCGCUACAACCGCCAAAGAAGUAGUAGCAGUAGAUAA
Messenger RNA from Nematocida minor, 2820 nucleotides. RefSeq lists its product as uncharacterized. The transcript has a single exon. The coding region runs from base 1 to 2820 and encodes 939 amino acids. Lineage: Eukaryota; Fungi; Microsporidia. The record is from RefSeq and is a predicted model, not a curated record.